Molecule: messenger RNA, 1152 nt
Organism: Hibiscus syriacus
Lineage: Eukaryota; Viridiplantae; Streptophyta; Magnoliopsida; Malvales; Malvaceae
Product: 14-3-3 protein 6-like
Exons: 4
Coding region: 66-851 (261 amino acids)
Biological process (GO): signal transduction
Cellular component (GO): cytoplasm
Source: RefSeq, a predicted model, not a curated record
UGAACAGAGCUCUCAAAUCUUUUCAUUUCCAUUUUUUGAUCCAAAAUCUCUGAACCAAAAAAACCAUGGCCACGCCUUCCGCACGUGACGAAAACGUCUACCUGGCGAAGCUCGCCGAGCAAGCCGAGCGCUACGAGGAGAUGGUCAAGUUCAUGGAGAACGUCGUCUCCGCCGUACCCGCCCCCGACGAACUCACCGUCGAGGAGCGGAACCUCCUCUCCGUCGCCUACAAGAACGUGAUCGGCGCUCGCCGUGCCUCCUGGCGGAUCAUCUCCUCCAUCGAGCAGAAGGAGGAAGGACGUGGCAACACCGACCACGUCUCCGUCAUCCGUGAGUACAGGGCCAAGAUCGAGGCCGAAUUGUCCGAGAUUUGCGCCGGAAUCUUGAAGCUCCUCGAGGAGAAGCUCGUUCCGGCCGCUGGGACCGGUGAUUCCAAGGUAUUUUACCUGAAGAUGAAGGGAGAUUACCACAGGUACUUGGCUGAGUUCAAGACUGGCGAUGACCGGAAAGCGGCUGCUGAGAACACGCUCACUGCCUAUAAAUCUGCUCAGGACAUUGCGACUGCUGAGCUGGCCUCAACUCAUCCUAUCCGAUUAGGAUUGGCUUUGAACUUUUCCGUCUUCUACUAUGAGAUCUUGAACUCUCCGGAUCGUGCUUGCACUCUUGCGAAACAGGCUUUCGAUGAAGCCAUCGCAGAGCUGGAUACUCUUGGAGAGGAUUCAUACAAGGACAGCACUUUGAUAAUGCAACUUCUCCGUGAUAACCUCACUUUGUGGACCUCGGAUAUGCAGGAUGAUGGGACAGAUGAGAUCAAAGAAGCUCCCAAACAUGAUGAGGAGAAACAAGGAUGAAGUAGCUAAUCUUCACGGUAGUAUUUCACUUCUCUGGUUGUUUUUGUGUGGAGAAGUCGCUUGGUCCUACUGUUGCCUUCCAUUACUCGUUUUUAGUAGAUCAGGCCUCAUUUUAUGAACCUUGGAAGUACUCGUGAAAGUUUCUUAGUAGUUCACUGGUUAUCUGUUCCAAGUUGAAGCUUUUCUGGCUUUCUAAUUACUGUGAGUUUAUAUGCACACUUUGUUUAAUUGUUUUGUUGACAAUAAGGGAGCUGAUGAUUUGAGAAAUUUCCUAAGCUGAAGGUUUGGAAUAUGCUUGCUU